AAAAUCCGUCAGUUGCUAGAAGCAACUUUAACGAAAAAUAAUUUUCAACCGCUUAUUUUUCCGACUUAUGAAUAUGCCGAAUUAUUUAAUACUUCCUUAGGUUCGGCUACUGAUAUUAUUCAUAAGGAAAUGUUUACUUUUCCGGACCGCAAAGGGCGAAAUUUAGCCCUGCGACCUGAAGGAACAGUCGGAGUUGCCCGGCUUAUUCUCCAAAAUCGGUUGUUUGCUGCCGGAGUAGAAUUAGUUAACGCAGCCGGAGUUAGGGCGGACUACCAAAUACUAAAACUAGUUCAAGAUAUUUUUGCCGCCUUGGGGAUUAAUCAAUUUACUUGUAAUUUAAAUUACUUAGGAAGUAAAUCAACCCAAGAAAAAUACAAACUAGAAUUAAGAAAAUUUUUAGCCGCCACUACUCCGGACUUAUGCGAUGAUUGCCGCAGAAGAGCCGAAGAAAAUCCGCUACGGAUACUAGAUUACCAUGAUUAUUGGCAAGAACUUCAACAAAUCUUAACUCGUUUUAAUUUUCCUUACCAAGUUAAUCACCAUUUAGUUCGGGGUUUAGACUACUAUACUGGCCUGGUUUUUGAAAUUGAUUUAGGAGAAGAAAAAGCCGUAUUAGGCGGAGGACGUUACGACCAACUUUUUCAACAAUUAGGAGGAAUUGCCUUGCCAGCAGCGGGUUUUGCGAUAGGAAUUGACCGAAGAAUCUUGGCGGUCCUGACGGGAAUCGAACCCGUAUCCUCCGCUAGACAGGCGGAAAUAAUAACCACUAUACCACAGGACCUUACUCUAAGUUUUCGGCAAUCCGAAAAUACGAAAGCAAAAAUUCUAAUUCUGGUACCCAAAGCCGGAUUUGCACCGGCACGGAGAAAUCUCCACGAGAUCUUAAGUCUCGCCUGUCUACUAUUCCAUGCAUUUGGGCAAUAUUAUAAAAUUAAUUUUUGGGAAGCAAGUGAAAGUUCAGUUCCCAAUAAACGAGUUUCUGUUGUUUUUCAA
Molecule: messenger RNA, 993 nt
Organism: Racocetra persica
Lineage: Eukaryota; Fungi; Glomeromycota; Glomeromycetes; Diversisporales; Gigasporaceae
Source: the annotation of a GenBank genome assembly